AUGCCAGACAGUGAAGGUCGGCAAAAAAGAACGCGCAGUGGCUGUUUAGAAUGUCGGAGGAAGAGGAGAAAGUGUGACGAGACCAAACCUGCUUGUUUGCGCUGCAAUAAAGCCAGAACUGCUUGUACAUGGGCAUCGGGCAUUUCAUUCAGACCUCCUGCAACCUUAGAAGGUUCCCAGUGCAGUGGAUCUCCUGGCAGUGUCAAGGGAAAAGAUAGAUUGGAGGAACCGCCUAGAUGUUUUGAAAUUCUCGAUGUGACCGAGUCCGUUAUUCGAGAAUACGAGGGCAGGGCCGCAGACUCUGGAGCUAAUGGUGACAAUGACGACUCAACCCAGAGUCUGACCAAAAGCGGGAGUCAGACGAGCCACCCCCAGUCCUUGAUGCGGAAUAGUACUGGGGCCGCUCUGCCGGCAUCGGAUAUCCAGUCUGUUGCUUCACCCAGCGGUCAAUCUUCCCCGACUCGGUCGGAAGUAACGUGGAUGUCUUAUGAAGAUGCUAGCCGGCACAGCUAUUCCCAAGCUGAGCAGGGGCUAUUACCAUCUGACGGUAAGAGCAUGCUGUACUACGGCACAUCCAAUUCCCAGCAGCAAAACGAUGCCGCUGCGAAUCUGUUAUAUCUGCGCCAAACAGAGCCACGGUCAAUGGAAUCCCAAGCAGGCGGCGUCGAGCCCGGACGCCUGUCUAUUCCGAUCAACAUGAUAUUGACCCAAGACGAGGAAGCGUCCAUGUCGUCUGGCAUAUUUUCUCCCGGGUCGAUUUACCUACAGCUCCAGUCUACCUUGCGGCAUCAUCUGUUCCAGGAAAGCAGGUCCUGUGGCCCUUCAAGAGUAUGCACGCCGGAUGCCGAACAUUCGCGGUUCCAUACGCCCGGGGCGAGCCGCAGCUCAGAUCAAGAUCAAGCAGUCGAUGGAGAUGAUACAGGUCUCACCAACGAACAGGAAUAUCUGUUGUGGAAGAAUUGGGUUGAGGAACUUUCACCAUGGCUUGACAAGUUUGAUCGCGAGAAGCACUUUAGGAAUACCCUCCCGAUAUUAUCCAGAUCUAACCUGCAUCUCAAGUAUUCCAUCUUAGCAGUUUCCGCGCGGCAGCUCGAGAGGAAAAAAGACCCCAACGGAUCACCAACGGGAAGCCUAGCACUUUAUCAGCAAGCCAUUCACUACCUCCUGCCAUGUCUUGGUAGCCGAAGCAUUUCGGUCAUCGCAUCGUGCGUUGUCCUCUGUGUGCUGGAGAUGCUCAGCUGCUCCCCGAAAGCUUGGCAGCGCCAUCUCGACGGAUGCGCAACCCUCUUACAGACCGUGGCCAUCAACGGCUUUUCCGGAGGGAUCGAACAGUCCCUCUUCUGGUGUUUCGCCCGGAUGGAUAUUUGCGGAGGUUUGAUAUCAUCCUCGAAAACAUUAAUCCCCGUCUCCGCCUGGGUUCCUGCACCCGAUCUCGAGUCUGCGAUCCGCAUCUUCCAGGUAAGCUCCUGUACAUACGAGUCGCAUGCGUGCCAAGCCGUCUUCCUGACUGCCCAUGUCGUGACACUGCUCUCUUCGGUCCCUUCUCUUCCCGCGAACACCAGCGUCUUCGCUCAAUCAGAAUCGACCAACGACUCGUUUUCUCGAGACUGGCAGCAGCUUUGGCAUCUGCUGGAUGAGUGGUUUAUGAAACGACCCGGCGAAAUGUACCCCGUCCUAACCCACCGCUUGAACUCCAACCACCCGUUUCCCACCAUCUUGUACAGCAGCCCAUCUGCCAUCUCGGGGAACCAGCUUUACCACACGGCCACAUUGUUGAUGCUCCAGCAUAAACCGGCACACAUUCUAUUACCAACCAAGCCGAGAUCGAUCCUGUGGCAUGCGCGGCAGAUUGUAGGGAUAUCGGCGUCGAACCACCACCACGGAUCCUGGACCAAUGCUCUGCAGCCGUUGUGGAUUGCUGGCAGGCUUUUUAGUAGCCCCGCGGAGCAUGGAUUUAUUCUUGACUUACUAGACAUGAUUGAGCGUGAAUCGGGAUGGGCUACGAAGUGGAGGGCGGAUGACUUGCGUGAGUGGUGGGGAGACCAUGGGGACUGA
This is a messenger RNA of Pseudomassariella vexata, 2055 nucleotides long. RefSeq lists its product as uncharacterized. Gene Ontology annotation, biological process: positive regulation of transcription by RNA polymerase II. The transcript has 4 exons. Gene Ontology annotation, molecular function: DNA-binding transcription factor activity, RNA polymerase II-specific; zinc ion binding; transcription cis-regulatory region binding. Bases 1 to 2055 code for a protein of 684 amino acids. Gene Ontology annotation, cellular component: nucleus. The record is from RefSeq and is a predicted model, not a curated record. Lineage: Eukaryota; Fungi; Ascomycota; Sordariomycetes; Amphisphaeriales; Pseudomassariaceae.